Messenger RNA from Seminavis robusta, 585 nucleotides. The record is from the annotation of a GenBank genome assembly. NCBI's taxonomy places the organism in Eukaryota, Bacillariophyta, Bacillariophyceae, Naviculales, Naviculaceae.
AUGGCCAGUGCCUCCCAGACAGCGUCGUUUGUGGGAACAAUGUCUGCGAAGAAGGCGAGGUUUGCUGCAACGGGUUCUGUGGUGCACACGGGAACAACGUUUGCCCUCCAACGACCGAGUUGCACUCGACGUCUUGUAAGGAUGCCCCUGGUGGAUGUCCUGAGUGCAAGAGAGACAUUGAUUGUCCCAUGCCAAUGUGCUUGCCAGGCGUCUACUGUCCGCAGUUUGUGUGCGAGGAUGGCCAAUGCGUUGACAAGGUUGAUCACCAGCAGGGAUCUGAAUGCGAGCAAGACUACCAUUGCCCUCAGCCUGGUUGUCGACCUGGACACUUCUGUCCCACGUUCGCUUGCAAAAGAGGUCAGUGUUUUGAGAAUGAACUUGUUUCUUGCCCUCAAGACACCAAGUUGUGCCCGGACGGAUCCUUUGUCUCAAGAGCAGGUCCUGAUUGCGGCUUUGCUGAGUGCCCUCAACUGUAUAUUAAGUGUCGGGAACAGCAAGAUUGUCCACAAGUUCGCUGCAGGUUGGGAGCCCCUGGCUGCCCUGAAUAUCACUGUGACAUGGAGAGAGGCGUUUGUGUUGAUCUGA